AUGGAGUCCACUGCCAAGGCGGUCAACGCCGCGCUCGACGCCGCGGUCCCCGAGAAGUACCCGGAGACCCUGAACGAGGGCAUGCGCUACUCGCUGCUCGCCGGCGGCAAGCGCGUGCGCCCGGCGCUGUGCCUCGCGGCGGCGGAGAUGGUGGGCGGCAGCGCGGCGGCGGCGAUGCCGACGGCGUGCGCCAUGGAGAUGAUCCACACGAUGAGCCUCAUCCACGACGACCUGCCGGCGAUGGACAAUGACGACUUCAGGCGCGGGCGGCCAACCAACCACAAGGUGUAUGGCGAGAACAUGGCCAUCCUGGCGGGCGACGCGAUGCUGGCCUACGCCUUUGAGCACAUCGCGCGCGCCACCCAGGGCGUCCCCGCGGACCGCGUGCUGCGGGUGAUUGUGGAGCUGGGGCGCGCCAGCGGCGCGGACGGGCUGGUGGGCGGGCAGGUGGUGGACAUCCAGUCGGAGGGCAAGGAGGGGGGGGGGUGGAGGGGCUGA
This is a messenger RNA of Monoraphidium neglectum, 498 nucleotides long. Its product is annotated as geranylgeranyl diphosphate synthase. Lineage: Eukaryota; Viridiplantae; Chlorophyta; Chlorophyceae; Sphaeropleales; Selenastraceae. The transcript has 3 exons. Gene Ontology annotation, molecular function: prenyltransferase activity. The record is from RefSeq and is a predicted model, not a curated record. Gene Ontology annotation, biological process: isoprenoid biosynthetic process. The coding region runs from base 1 to 498 and encodes 165 amino acids.